Molecule: messenger RNA, 3489 nt
Organism: Ictalurus furcatus (blue catfish)
Lineage: Eukaryota; Metazoa; Chordata; Actinopteri; Siluriformes; Ictaluridae
Exons: 9
Coding region: 305-1441 (378 amino acids)
Biological process (GO): cell redox homeostasis
Molecular function (GO): electron transfer activity
Source: RefSeq, a predicted model, not a curated record
AAUUGAUAUGUAAUGAGCCCACUGUUGUCGUCACUAGUAAAGGGACCUCAGCAGGAUAUUAAAUAAGUAUAACAGUGCUGCACAUCAUCCCGUAGCAAUAGCGCAGUAUUACAGUGUUAUAUUUAAGAUGAGAAACGCGAUUAGCAAAACUGUUAUUGUAGUAUAGUGUCAGGACAGCAGCAGCACAGGUACUGUUACCUGCUGGCUUAAGCAUUGUGUUUCAGCUGGAGAGCCAUCUGUCACUGACUUCCGGUGUAAUGGGGAAAUUGCAUUCACAGCAUCUGCUAGUUUGACAGUUGUAUUGAUGGCGGUGUUUGAGAACCAUAUAGCAGGAAGGGUUACUGUGUACUCGGUGCCAGGAUGCCCACAGUGUUUACAGGCCAAGGCUGCUUUACAGGCACUGAAUCUACCAGUGUGUGAAGUGGACGUGAGUCAUGAUGCUGCUCUAAGGGCUUGGCUGGAUAAGAUGACUGGUAGCAGCACUCUGCCGCAGAUAUUCUUUAACAACGUCCACAUAGGAGGAAAUGAGAUUCUUAAAAAAUUGGCCCCUGAGGAACUUGAGCCUCUGGUACGUAUGGUGAAGGAGAAGCCAGUGUCCCCAGAUGCCCUACCAUUACCUGCAGGAAACAGCCCUGAGUCUGAGGAGAGGGAUAGAGGAGCAAUUACAGCUUCUGAAUUAUCUGAGGCCCUGAGGAAUCUGAUCAUGAAACUGUACUCUGAUCACCUCUCUGCUGAUGGCAAGUCAGUGGACUAUAAGUCCAUGUCUAAAAGCACAUGCUAUGAACGAUAUUGUGAGCUGGCUGUGUACCUGCAGCGUGUGCAGCUACUCUCUUUGAGUCAGGAGGAGAGGCUGGCUUUCUUCAUCAAUGUCUACAAUGCCCUGGUUAUCCAUGGCUACCUGCGCCUCGGCUUCCCCAAAAACAUGUGGCAGAGGUACCGGUUCUUUAACUAUGUGAGCUACCUGAUUGGAGGAGAGGUGUUCACACUGCAGGAUAUUGAGAAUGGUGUGCUGCGGGGAAACAGGAAAGGAAUAGCACAACUUCUGAAGCCCUUCUCAAAGAAUGACCCUCGACUACAGGUUGCACUUCCUGAAGCAGAGCCUCUAAUACAUUUUGCACUGAACUGUGGUGUGAAAGGCUGCCCGCCCAUUAGGACCUACACCCCAAAGGACAUUGGCAGUCAGCUGCAGACUGCUGCUGAGGCAUUUCUGGAGGCUGAUGAUGGCUGCAUUGUGGAUUCUAUGAAAAGAGAGGUGAAGCUUAGCCAGAUCUUCAAAUGGUACAAGGCAGAUUUUGGAGACACUGAUGAAAAGUUGCUGAAGUGGGUUUUAAACCACAUGAGGGCGUCUCAGAAGAAGAAAAGUCUGAAAACUCUCCUAUCUACAGGGAAUGUUAAAGUAAGCUACAUGCAUUAUGACUGGUCCACUAACAGCACACACUGAUUAAAACUCUAUUAUUAAGAGUUUAGGGCUUUGAGAUGACCUGCCUCACUCUGAUAGGCUUAUAUUUUCUUUAGCAAAUGCAUGAGAGCACAGAUAUUUUUACUCUGGCUGUAUCCAGCUUCUCUAUCAACUCUAGGAUAAAAAAAAUUAAACCAUAGAAAAGCUGGCCUUGCUUUUAAGGAGUAACUAUGCAUCUAGAUUCCUAACAAUAAUUCCUUUACACUCCCAAGGGCAAGUUUUCCUACCAGCAGUUAUCCAAUGAAUUAUACUGGAUUUUAGACUUCCUUAAUGAUUCUUUACUUUGUGUUAACCAGCUUUAUUUCUCUUAAACCAAUUUACACUGUAUAGUAAUUAUGAUAUUAUUUAAUUUUUCUUUACCAUUUUGUUAAUUUAGCUUGUAUGAUCCACUAUUGCUAUGAAAACAAAUGAAUAUUUGUAGUAGCUAUCAGCACUAAGGCAUUAUGCCCUACUGGGACCGUUUAGCAUGGGCUAUAUCAGCAACUGGACCUAAAAGCAUAAAAAUGCAUGCCAUUGUACCAUUAUUUUAUUCACAUGGCUCACAGUGAGCAUAAACUUUAGAUAAGUCCAUAACUUGUUUUCCAUUUAGAAUAUCAAUAUUAAAGCUUAUAUAACAUCCUAUUAAUUGAUUUCUCUGUGCAACUUUUUGCCAUUUUAAAAAUACUGAUGGGAGUUGAGUGUAUUGUGAAAUUGACUGCAUGUUGUAAUGGUAAAGGCUGGAAUUUUUUAAUCAUAUUCUUAGUAAUGUAUGAACUCUAUUCCAUCCAGUACCUUUUCACCUGAGUAUAUGACACCUAUAUUCCAAGUUCACCUCAUACUUAGUUCAGGAAUUUCUGUUCUAUAUUUUAUUAAAUGAAAGACCUAUAUAUGCAAUAUAUGAAGGAAAAUGUAACAGCAGCAUAACGAUUUCAUAAAAAAAGGAAUGGAUUCAUUAUUUUACUUAUCAGGAAUUAAAUCAAUGCAAAGCUGCCUAGCUAAUAUUGUAUUCAUUCUGUUGCAUGAACCUGGGUUAUAUCAUCCUUGAGCAAUAUUAUGCACUGAUGAAUAAAUUAUGAUAACGCAAGCUUUAAUAAUAAAGCAUUUGUAUCCUCUGGUUUCUGAGAGGUGUAAAUAAAUUAAAGGUUUUUUUUCCAAAUGUUCCCCGUUGUUAUCUGAAGCUUGUGAAUUGAAUCAUGUGGAUAAUUGUGGGGAGACCAUAAAUUGGUUGCGCUUCCUGGCAUAUGCAGCUGGAGUCACUGUUGAACUUGUACUUUCAUGCAUCUUUACAUGGUGUCACUCAAUUGGUAUAUUUGUUUACUUUUAACGAUAUGCAUUAUGUUUCACAAGAAAAAUAUGUUUUUUGGAAGGAACACUGGAAAUGCUUCUGUUGUGCAUAUUUCACUGAGCACUUUGAGAGAAAUCUGUAUAUUUUUUUUCCACCUCAUGUUCCACUGCACUGAGACAACGUGCACGAUAAUGUGCACUGAGACAAUGUGCAUGAAAUUGAAAAUGCACUGAAUGUUUUUCUAAUAAAUGAACUGUCAUUACUUAUCAGCAAUAAUUACUUACACAGGUUUCCAUUCAUAUUCAAGACAUAUUUAUAAAAAUAAAAAAUUAUGAAUUAUUAUAUGACCAAUAGAAUUCUGUAUUGCAUGAAUGGUAGCAUGUUGAUUAUGAAUGAGCUCUAUAUACUGCAGCAUGUAUAAUAACAAAUGUAUCAUGUAUAUGGCAUGUUUAUUUUCUCGACAUCCUUUAAUGUCUUUAAAUAUAAUGCUGUAAAUGACAUUAAAUAUCCUUUACAUAACAUUCACUUUAAAUAACAUUAAGAAUGAUACUGGAAAAUACAGGCAUAUUUGUUAUUUAACUUUUAUGAUUAUUGUAAUCCUGUAAGGUGACUUCUUUUCACACACCACCUUACAUGUAUGUUGUUUGUAACAUCUAUGAAAUAACUCAGCUGGUAAAAUAUUUCAGUUUUUGGGGACAACUACCUUUUGUGUGUGUCAAUUUGUGUGUGUGUGUGUGUGUGUGUGUGUGUGUGUGUGUGAAGAAAA